Messenger RNA from Zychaea mexicana, 305 nucleotides. RefSeq lists its product as uncharacterized. The transcript is spliced from 2 exons. Bases 54 to 287 code for a protein of 77 amino acids. Lineage: Eukaryota; Fungi; Mucoromycota; Mucoromycetes; Mucorales; Lichtheimiaceae. The record is from RefSeq and is a predicted model, not a curated record.
GUUGUGAACCUAGGUUCAGGAAAACCUCGGUUCUUGUUGCCCUAACAUUAAAUAUGAACAUCACUCGUAACCAGGCAAUCUGCAUGCUUUUUUGCGAAGAGUACAGCGAUGAUAAUGCAACAAGACUGGCAAAAAAGAUUGAACAACUUGGUGCUUUCGAUGUGUGCUACGAAAAUGAUCCCAGGCGACCCGUUCUACUCACACAAGCUAUAAUAAAUUCUCAGCCUAGCAUUUUUAAAAGAUACGAAACCUCAUCUAAAGAAACAUACAAUGACAAAACUACGUGAAUGACGAGAACAUCAGCU